AUGGCCGGAUAUCUCUUGCUUGUGAUCCCAAGCAUCCUCAUGAGCUUGCUCUUGUCGAGAUCGCCAUUCAUGAUGACCACUACACCGCAGACGACGAAGCCAUGGGCUGAUGGGCCUAUGAAGCUCAUCCCCACGCCGCAAUACGUAACCAAGAAGACCGACCUCUUCACGACCGGUGCGACGCACAUGUGCUUGCUGCACAACUCGAUCCUCCGUGGAUACAACUCCAUCUACCACCAAGCCCCAUUGAUCCAGGAGGCCGACAAGGCAGACUUUGUGGGAUACUCCCAGGCCUGGUUCAAGUUUGUCAAGUCCCACCACGAUGACGAAGAGGAGUCUCUCUUCACCAAGGUCGAGGACCUGUUGAACGACAAGAAUGUCUUUGCCGAAACGCACAAGGAGCAUGAAUCUUUCCUUGGUGGCCUCGCGGACUUCAACACCUACCUCUCGUCAUUGUCCUCGCCCUCCGACUUCUCCGGCGCUAAGCUUCUCGACAUCAUGAAGGGCUUCCAGGAGCCGUUCGAGAACCACUUCCACAGCGAGAUCAGCACCAUCGCCGGCCUAGCGGAGCACCCGAAUGCGCCGAAGGAGGGGACACCGGAGGCGGCGAACGCGAGCUUGACGUUCAAGACGUGGGGCAAGAGCACGGUGACCAAGGCCGGCACGGCGGAUGUCGUCCCGUUCUUCCUGCUCAACCUGGACCGGACGGUGGAGGACGGGUUGUGGGCGAAUUGGCCGCCCAUGCCGGCGCCGAUCAAGUGGGGACUCAUCAAUAUCGCCGGCGCGUGGCAUUGGGGUUGGUGGAAGUUUGCCAGCUGCGACGCGUCGGGACAGCCGAGGGAGCUGUACGCAUUGCAGAAUGCGUCGGCGGACGACAAGGCGAAGGCCGAGCUCUGA
Colletotrichum chrysophilum is the source of this 897-nucleotide messenger RNA. RefSeq lists its product as uncharacterized. Lineage: Eukaryota; Fungi; Ascomycota; Sordariomycetes; Glomerellales; Glomerellaceae. The record is from RefSeq and is a predicted model, not a curated record. The transcript has 3 exons. Bases 1 to 897 code for a protein of 298 amino acids.